AUGGCGAAGCUUAAGCCCGAGUGCCUGAAAGCUGCAGUGGCCGCAGACUCUCUCAAAUGUUCAGAGAUUGGACGGGACAUUCUUCAGAAAGGCGGCUCUGCAGUAGAUGGCGCCAUUGCUGCGCUCCUGUGCACCUCCAUCAUUAACCCACAGAGUGCGGGCAUCGGAGGCGGGGUCAUAUUCACUGUGAUGGACAGCUAUGGUAAAGUGAAAAUUAUCAACUCCAGAGAGACUGUCCCCACAACCACGAGCCCUGACCUGCUUCAGACAUGUCCCAAAGAUUAUAGCUGGAAAGAAGAUAGCAGAUGGAUUGGGGUUCCUGGGGAAAUUCGAGGUUAUGCAGUGGCACACCGGCUUUAUGGGAAGUUACCGUGGGCUGAACUCUUUCAGCCGACCAUCAAACUGGCCAGAGAAGGAUUUCCUAUUCCUUAUGUCCAAGGUCAAUACAUCCCACGCAUUGCUAAUACGUCACUAUGGAAGUUUUUUUCAGAUAAAAAUGGGAACCUACUUAAGACCGGUGAUACUGUGAAAUUUGAGAAACUGGCUGACACUUUGGAGACGAUCGCAAACGAGGGAGCAGAUGUGUUUUACAACGGAACAAUAGCAAAGAAUUUAAUCAGUGACAUACAGAAAGCAGGAGGAACACUCACACUGGAGGACUUGGCAUCAUAUAAAGCUAAUGUGACUGAUGCAUGGAAUAUUUCUUUGGGAGAUUAUAAGAUGUACUUCCCUCCGCCCCCUGCAGGAGGAGCCAUCCUCAGCCUCAUCCUCAACAUAAUGAAAGGAUAUAAAAUGAACUCAGAACCUAAGAUGACCAAUGAAAAGACAUUAUUUUAUCACCGUUAUACUGAAGCUUUAAAAUUUGCCAAUGGAUUAAAGAAACAGUUCAAACAGAUGACCGAGAAAUUCACAGAGGAUAGCUUUGCCAACCACAUACGCAGCUUGAUCACUAACAAGACUCAUGAGCUCCAGUAUUACAGCAUCACUCCAUAUCUGGAGAGCAUGGGUACCACACAUGUGUCUGUGCUGGCUGAGGAUGGAUCCGCUGUGUCUGCCACCAGCAGCAUCAACCACAUGUUUGGCUCCAAAGUCUUUUCUCCAAGCACUGGAGUCAUCCUCAACAACCAGGUGUAUGACUUCUGUCAUAAAAUGGAUAGCAUCUCUCCUGGGGAGCGGCCUCCCUCCAAUAUGGCUCCAUCUAUGCUGAAGUCUAAGUCAAAGACACUGGUGAUAGGAGGGUCUGGUGGGAGCAUGAUCACACCAGGCGUGGCCUCGGCGAUCAUGAACCACCUUUGGUUUGGAAAGAGCCUUAAGGAGGCAAUUGAUUCUCCAAUUGUUUAUGUUAACUCUAAAGGUGAAGUAAAGUUUGAAUCCAAGACUAAAAAGGAUGUAGUUGAUGCUCUUGAAGCUAAGGGACAUCAAAUAUUAAAAUUUUACAAUGUCGUUAACUCUGUGGAGAAGGAGAGCGAUGGCUGUAUCUCUGCAUGGUCUGAUGAAAGGAAAAAAGGCAAAGCAGCUGGUUACUGA
This is a messenger RNA of Pelmatolapia mariae (spotted tilapia), 1527 nucleotides long. Its product is annotated as glutathione hydrolase 5 proenzyme-like. Gene Ontology annotation, biological process: glutathione catabolic process; inflammatory response; leukotriene D4 biosynthetic process. Gene Ontology annotation, cellular component: plasma membrane. The record is from RefSeq and is a predicted model, not a curated record. Lineage: Eukaryota; Metazoa; Chordata; Actinopteri; Cichliformes; Cichlidae. The coding region runs from base 1 to 1527 and encodes 508 amino acids. The transcript has 13 exons. Gene Ontology annotation, molecular function: glutathione gamma-glutamate hydrolase; leukotriene-C(4) hydrolase activity.